This is a messenger RNA of Eruca vesicaria subsp. sativa (arugula), 1368 nucleotides long. The record is from the annotation of a GenBank genome assembly. Lineage: Eukaryota; Viridiplantae; Streptophyta; Magnoliopsida; Brassicales; Brassicaceae.
AUGGUUGACACGGCGGAUCAAGCGCCUAAUGUCUCCACACACGACGGAGGAGAAAAUCUCCUCGAGAUCCGCAUUGAAAAUAUGCACAAGAAGCUAAAGGAGCCACCACGGUUACUCAGCUCAGCCGCUGGAAAGCCAACUUGCUCCAUCUUCAGAGUCCCUCAGAGCAUGAUUGAUUGCAACGGUAAAUGCUAUGAGCCACGAGUUGUCUCCAUAGGACCCUACCACCGAGGCAAAACACAACUUCAAAUGAUGGAAGAACAUAAAUGGCAUUACCUAGAUUCUCUUCUCACUCGAACCAACCAAACAAAGUCCUUAACCCUAGAGGAUUACAUGAAGACCGUGAAGACCGUUGAGGAAGAUGCAAGAGAGUGUUACUCGGAGACAAAUUUACACAUGAAGUCAGAUGAGUUCAACGAGAUGAUGGUUCUUGAUGGUUGUUUUAUUCUUGAGCUGUUUCGCAAAGUUGGUCAACUUGUUCCUUUCCAACCUAACGAUCCAAUCGUGGCAAUGGCUUGGGUGCUUCCUUUCUUCUACAGAGACUUUCUACGUAUUGAGAAUCAAAUCCCUUUCUUCGUUCUUGAAACUUUGUUUCAUCUCACAAGAGGUGAUGAUGAGAAAGAGACCAACGCUUCUUUACCAUCUCUAGCGUUUGCGUUUUUCAACAACACCAUGCAUAGAACACACCAAGAUCUCGCAAGAUUCAAUGACCUAAGAGCUAAGCACCUCCUUGACCUUGUUAGGUCAAGUUUCAUCCCGGAGAGUGAGCUUCACGCACAAUUGGUGACUAAUUCAGACAAGAAGAAGGUACCGUCCAACAUCAUCCAAAGCAUCUCGAAGCUCCGGAGAGCUGGGAUCAAGAUCAAAGAGCUUAAAGACGCAGAGAGUUUCCUCGUUGUGAGAUUCAGACACGGAGCGAUCGAGAUGCCUUGCAUCACCGUCGACGACUUCAUGAGCAGUUUCUUACAAAACUGCGUAGCUUACGAGCAAUGCCACGUGGCGUGUUCAAAGCAUUUCACCACGUACGCUACGUUACUAGACUGUCUGAUGAACACUUACAAAGACGUUGAGUAUCUAUGCGACCAAAACAUAAUAGAGAAUUAUUUUGGAACAGAAGCAGAGGUUGCUAGUUUUGUGAAUUGUCUAGGAAGAGACGUUGCGUUCGACAUGGCGGAGUGUUAUCUCAAUGACUUGUUUAAAGAUGUGAAUGAGUAUUACAAGAGUAGUUGGCACGUGGAAUGGGCUAGUUUCAAGUACACUUAUUUUAGUUCUCCUUGGUCUUUUGUCUCUGCUCUUGCUGCUUUUGUUCUUUUGGUCUUGUCUAUUAUUCAGACUAUCUACACUAUCUUCCAAGCUUAUCAAAGAUAA